GCGGCAGCGACGAUGGGCAGCGCCGACGGCUUCCAGUACCGCGCGCUCUACCCCUACCGCAAGGAGCGCGACGAGGACAUUGACCUGGCGCCCGGGGACAUCCUGGUGGUGAGCAAGGGCGCCCUGCAAGCGCUGGGCUGCAAGGACGGCGACGAGCAGGUCCCCAAGCAGAUCGGCUGGAUCCUGGGCGUCAACGAGCGGACCAAGCAGAAGGGAGACUUCCCCGGCACCUACGUGGAGUACGUGGGGCCCGUGAAGAUCUCCGUGCCCUCGCACCGGCCCCGCGUGCAGAGGCCCCUGCCCGCGACGCCGGGCACCGGCGCGUGCCGCUUGCCGGAGGCUCCGGAGCAAGGAGCGGAGGAGAGUCCGUGGCAGCCUGGAAAGCGGGAGCGGUGGGGCCGUGCGGUGCCCCGGAGCGGCCUCGCGGGCUCCGGGAGGUUCCGUGGGAAGCGGCCCUGCCGGCCCCGAGAUGAGCCCCGACUUCUCCGCACUCUUUCUGGAAACGCUCCUGCAAACGAAGGAGUCGGAGCCGGAGCAGCUGCCCCCAGGGCCUGGUACCAGCCCUGCCGAGUUCCUGCCUCUCCUACAGCUCUGCCUCCGAAACCGGCCAAGCCGAAGCCCAGCGCGGCCAGCCUGGCCAACGGGAGCAGCGUGGCCUUGCAGGACGCCGAGUGGUACUGGGGUGACAUUUCCCGGGAGGAAGUGAACGAGAAGCUGCGGGACACGCCGGACGGCACCUUCCUGGUGCGCGAUGCCUCCAGCAAGAUCCAAGGGGAGUACACGCUCACGCUCAGGAAGGGAGGCAACAACAAGCUGAUCAAGAUCUUCCACCGGGAAGGGAAGUACGGCUUCUCGGAGCCCCUCACCUUCGGCUCGGUGGUGGAGCUCAUCACUCACUACCGGCACGAGUCGCUCGCCCAGUACAACGCCAAGCUGGACACCCGGCUGCUCUACCCCAUCUCCAAGUACCAGCAGGACCAGGUGGUGAAGGAGGACAGCGUGGAGGCCGUGGGGGAGCAGCUGAAGGUCUAUCACCAGCAGUACCAGGACAAGAGCUGGGAGUACGACCUGCUCUACAAGGAGUACACCCGCACGUCGCAGGAGCUGCAGAUGAAGAGGACGGCAAUUGAGGCCUUCAACGAGACCAUCAAGAUCUUCGAGGAGCAGUGCCAGACGCAGGAGAAGUGCAGCAAGGAGUACAUCGAGCGCUUCCGCCGCGAGGGCAACGAGAAGGAGGUGCAACGCAUCCUCAUGAACUCGGAGAAGCUCAAGUCUCGCAUCACGGAGAUCCACGACAGCAAGAUGAAGCUGGAGCAGGACCUGAAGAAACAGGCCUCAGAGAACCGCGAGAUCGACAAGCGCAUGAACAGCCUCAAGCCAGACCUCAUGCAGCUGCGCAAGCUGCGGGACCAGUACUUG
Messenger RNA from Tinamus guttatus (white-throated tinamou), 1419 nucleotides. The record is from RefSeq and is a predicted model, not a curated record. Lineage: Eukaryota; Metazoa; Chordata; Aves; Tinamiformes; Tinamidae.